Messenger RNA from Podospora anserina S mat+, 1284 nucleotides. RefSeq lists its product as uncharacterized. Lineage: Eukaryota; Fungi; Ascomycota; Sordariomycetes; Sordariales; Podosporaceae. Gene Ontology annotation, biological process: proteolysis. The transcript has 6 exons. Bases 1 to 1284 code for a protein of 427 amino acids. The record is from RefSeq and is a predicted model, not a curated record. Gene Ontology annotation, molecular function: cysteine-type endopeptidase activity.
AUGUCUGGGUUUCCUGGUGCCGGUUAUGCGGGAGGAUACGCUCCUCCGCCGCAACAGCAGUAUGCUGGCUACUACCCUCCCCAGAACUACGGUUACCAGCAGGCCCCUCCACCGCAGGGCCAAUAUGGCUACCAACAACCUCCGCCAGGCCAGCAAUAUGGCUAUCAGCAGCCGCCUCCACAAGGCUACCACCAACCCCCACCGCAACAGCAACCACCGCAACAGCAACCACCGCAACAACAACCACAAUACGGACGACCGAACAUGCCGACCGUAAACUCGAACUCCUAUGUUCACGGGAACCACGGUGCCCCUCCUCCGCCACCCCAAGCUCCUCAGCACUUUGGAUAUGGUGCUCCGCAAGGCUAUGCCUUCCAGUACUCACAAUGUACAGGGAAAAGGAAAGCUCUACUGAUCGGAAUCAACUACUUCUCGCAACGCGGCCAGCUUCGUGGGUGUAUCAAUGACGUUAGGAACAUGUCCUCGUAUCUGGUGGAAAGAUUUGGCUACAAGCGAGAGGAUAUGGUCAUUCUUACGGACGACCAGCAGAACCCCAUGAGCCAACCGACCAAACAGAACAUAUUGAGGGCUAUGCAUUGGCUCGUCAAGGAUGCUCGCCCUAACGACUCCCUUUUCUUCCAUUACUCUGGUCACGGUGGUCAGACGAAGGAUCUUGAUGGUGACGAGGAGGACGGAUAUGACGAGGUCAUCUACCCGGUCGACUUCCGGCAAGUCGGGCACAUCACGGAUGACGAGAUGCACAGAAUCAUGGUGCGCCCACUACAAGCAGGCGUUCGCUUGACAGCCAUCUUCGACUCGUGCCAUUCCGGAACCGCGCUCGAUCUUCCCUACAUCUACUCCACCCAGGGUAUCCUCAAGGAGCCCAACCUUGCCAAGGAGGCCGGCCAAGGUCUUCUCGGUGUUAUUUCCGCCUACAGCCAGGGCGAUCUCAGUGGUGUUGCCAGCAAUAUCAUGGGCUUCUUUAAGAAGGCCAGCAAUGGCGAAGAUGCCCACGCCCGUACCCUCGCGACGAAGACCUCGCGUGCCGAUGUUGUCAUGUUGUCCGGAAGCAAAGACGACCAGACUUCUGCCGACGCCACGAUUGCUUCUCAAGCGACUGGAGCCAUGUCCUGGGCCUUUAUCAACUCGCUCAAAAAGAACCCCCAGCAGAGCUAUGUGCAGCUCCUCAACAGCAUCCGCGACGAGCUACAGACGCGUUACACCCAAAAGCCGCAGCUCUCGUGCAGUCACCCUCUUGAUACGAACUUGCUCUUUGUCAUGUGA